Ornithorhynchus anatinus (platypus) is the source of this 1807-nucleotide messenger RNA. It is a transcript of the gene TMEM114, whose product is annotated as transmembrane protein 114. The transcript is spliced from 4 exons. Lineage: Eukaryota; Metazoa; Chordata; Mammalia; Monotremata; Ornithorhynchidae. Gene Ontology annotation, cellular component: apical plasma membrane. Bases 1 to 687 code for a protein of 228 amino acids. The record is from RefSeq and is a predicted model, not a curated record.
AUGCGGCUGCGCCUGGGGGCGGUGGCGGGGGCGGCGGCGCUGUCGGGCGCCUUCAGCUUCGUGCUCCUGGCGGCGGCCCUCGCCACCGACUUCUGGUACAUCAUCGACACCGCCCGCCUCGCACCCCCGGGACCCCCGGGACCCCCGGGACCCCCGGGACCCCCGGGACCGCCGCCGCCCGCCAACCGGACCCGGCCCCUCGGCUCCCACUCGGGGCUGUGGAGGAGCUGCCGGGUUCCCAACACGUGCGUCCCCCUGAUGAACCCCUUCCGACGGCCGGACGCCAACGUCACCGACUCCCACAAGCAGCUGCUCAAGAUGCAUGGGGCAUUUGUGAUCCUGUUGCCACUCAGCCUGAUUCUGAUGGUGUUUGGUGGGAUGACCGGAUUCAUCAGUAUUCUCGCAAGAGCCUACCUCCUCCUCCUCCUGACUGGUGUGCUCUUCCUCUUUGGAGCCCUGGUCACUCUGACUGGCAUCAGCAUAUACAUCGCCUACUCAGCCGCCGCCUUCCACGAAGCCGCCUGUCUUUUGGAAGAUAAGGAGCUCCUGGAGGACAUCGACAUCCAGUUCGGUUGGUCUCUGGCGCUGGGGUGGAUCUCCUUCGUCUCCGAGCUGCUCACGGGGUCAGCUUUCCUGCUGGCGGCCAGGGUGGUCGGCCUGAAGAGGGGACCGGAGCAGGUCAUAUGAAGGAAACGUCCGCCCUCUAGGACGAGUCCCGCAGAGCCGUGGGAACCCGAAGCCGGCAGGUGUCUGCAGAAAGCCCGGCCUUUAAUUCACCGCUCUUUCCCGGAACCGGAGCUCACUGUAAGCUGGUCUCUGGACCGUAAGCUCGUUACGGGCGGCGAACGUGUCUUCUGAUUCUGUUGUAUGGUACUCUUCCAACCCUUUAGUAGAGUGCCCUGCCGCACAGUACAUGCUCCAUCAAACCAUGAUUUGGGUUACUCUGUGCAGAGCACUGUACUUGAGAAAGCAAAAUCCAGCAGAAUUAGCAGACACGUUCCCCCAUCACAUUGAGUUUAUAGCACUGACUGGUUGAUUGGAAGGUCCCAGGGUGGAUGACAGGUGAGACUCUGAAGGACUUUUCACUCAGUCACUCAUUCAGUCGUAUUUAUUGCGCGCUUACUGUGUGCAGAGCACUGUUCUAAUCGCUUGAAAGUAGAAUUCAGCAACAGCUAGAGAUAAUCCCUACCAGCAAUGGGCUCAUUCAGGACCAAUCAUCACCUCCGUGCAGUUAAUGUGCUGGCAACUGAACCGCUAUUGUCCUUGUUGUGUAUCUUGUGUAUGUGUGUGUGCCUGAGUUGGCCAAAGGAUAGGCUAUUGCCAGAUAAACUACUUAAACAAUGUUACUAGUAUUCUAUGGAAGCUUCAGUCAAUCCAUCAGUCAAUCAAUGGGAUCUAUUGGGCACUUACUAUGUGCAGAGCACUGUACCUUCAAAGAGAGACACUUCAUAGGCUUUCCGAGCCAGGCGGCCAGAGUCGCUGAGGCUGCUCUGUUAACUUUUAGUGAGACAUUAGCCCUUCCUCUCAUCCAGUCUCGGAUCAGGAUGGGUUUCGCCCACUGGUCCGGAUGGUGGUCUACCAACUCGGUUAGUUGCUACUUUCUCAAGUGCUUAGUACAGUGUUCUCUGCACACAGGAAGUGCUCAGUAAAUACCGAUGAUUGAUUGAGUGGUCUGGAUUCUUCCCUGAACGUUAGGGCAGUGCUCUGAAACCUUGGGGUGAGUGCUUCGUGCUGUCCUGGCCAGGAAGGGAAGCAGUGUGGCCUAAUGGAAAAGACCCGGGCUUGGGAGUCAGAGGUCCUGGUUUCU